UUUUCCCAGCAUCUUUCUUUCCCUGCCCGAGCACGAAGCGAACGCGCAUCCGGCGGCGUGCACGGCGGCGGGGGGUGUCCGCCGGCGGCUCCCCGCGUGCUCGAGGCCGGGGCGACGCGGCGUCGCGGGGAGGUGGAGCAGCCCACGGAGAGCUAGCUGCAUCCCCGCAGCCACCGUUCCCGCAGCAAGCGCAAGCGGCAGCCGGAGCACGGCGGCUCCUCGGCCAAGCGGUUCCGCAUCCUCCCCGGGCAGACGGCGUCGCGUACGGCAGCUGCAUCCCGCUGUGCUGGGGUAGGGGCUUUUCCCUCCCCACCACCCCCCCCCGGGUGGGGGGGUGUGGGGACACCCCCCAGCUAGCUUUGGGGUCCGGGGGUUGGUGGUGUAGGUGGUGGUGGUGGUGGGGGGGUGUCUUUCUGCUCGCAAGUGGGUCGGUGGGGAACCGUCGCGGCAGGGCUGGGAUUAGCGGAGGCGUGCGGGGUGGCCCGGGGGGCCCCUCGGCAGAGUGGAGAUGCUGCCCUGGCGCCGGAGCAAGUUCGUGCUGGUGGAAAAUGAACGUAAGUGCAAAGGCAAGAGCCUGGGGCCGGGGCUGAGCUACGCCGCGUUGCUGGCCGGCUUCCUGCGCUCCUGCCCGGACCUCCUGCCCGACUGCCCGCUCGAACGGCUGGGCAGCGUCUUCCGCGGCAAACGCCAGAAAGUGGAGCUGAAUAAGGAGGACCCGACGUACACGGUGCGGUACCUGGGCAACGCCGUCACCCUGCACGCCAAGGGCGAGGGCUGCACGGAGGAGGCGGUGGGCAAGAUCUGGGCUAAGAGCGACGCGGGGGCCGGCGGGGCCAAGAUGAAGCUGACGUUGGGACCCCAAGGCAUCCGUAUGACCCCCUGCGAGAAGGGAGCCCGCCGGCCGGGCCACGCGUACCUCCUGCACCGCAUCACUUACUGCGCCGCCGACCGCCGGCACCCCAAAGUCUUCGCCUGGGUUUACCGGCACCAGGUGAAGAACAAGGCGGUGGUGCUGCGCUGCCACGCCGUCCUGGUCUCCAAAGCCGACAAGGCUCGCGCCAUGGCCCUGCUCCUCUACCAGACCUCUGCCUCCGCCUUCAACGAGUUCAAGCGCCUCAAAAGGCAGAACGAUUUCCGCCACGUCCAGCAGCAGCUCCUGGGCGACGCCAUCGUCCCCUUGGUGCCCCUCCGCCGGCUGCUCAACGCCAAGUGUCCCUACCGCCCGCCCGCCGAGAGGGCCCGCUGUGCCCCCCGACUCAGCUCCAUCCUGGAGGAGGAGGAGGAGGAGGCCUUCGGCACCGGGGCACCCCGAGGGGACGGCGGCCCCGGCGAGCGAGCCGCCGUGCUGCGGCUGGCCAGGGAGAUGCGGGGAUGCAGCCUGCGCGGCCCCCGGCCCCCGGCGUGCUGAGCGGCAGCGGUGGGUCACCCCGUUUUGGGGACGAGGUGCCCUCCCCGUGCCCCUAGCCGAAGUCGGACCCGCCUCGGGGACAAAUCUGGACAAGACAGUGGCUUCGUUUGCAAGGAAGACCCCUGGGGGGGUGGGUUUGCACCCCGGGGACCCCCCCCGCCCCGGCCCCCACCCCUGAACCUGUUCUCGUGCCUCCUCCGCGGCAGCCAUAAUAAAGUUAAUGUGUGUUUUCUGCGGUGUAA
This is a messenger RNA of Harpia harpyja (harpy eagle), 1650 nucleotides long. It is a transcript of the gene FAM43B, whose product is annotated as family with sequence similarity 43 member B. The record is from RefSeq and is a predicted model, not a curated record. The transcript has a single exon. Bases 509 to 1408 code for a protein of 299 amino acids. NCBI's taxonomy places the organism in Eukaryota, Metazoa, Chordata, Aves, Accipitriformes, Accipitridae.